Molecule: messenger RNA, 717 nt
Organism: Closterium sp. NIES-65
Lineage: Eukaryota; Viridiplantae; Streptophyta; Zygnematophyceae; Desmidiales; Closteriaceae
Source: the annotation of a GenBank genome assembly
AUGGCGCAGCUCAGCCCAGCCACCAAGCCUCUAGCAGGAAUGCUGGCGUCCCUGAUGCUGCGACAGGUGGGUGGUGGAACGGUGGGCUCUCUUGCAACCCUCCCCUCCGUCCCCUGCAUACGCCAUUUCCAUGCUCCCCAUCACAGUGUGGAUCACAAUCUCCUCCACCUAACUUCCACCUCUCCCCCUCUUUUGCAUCCCUCCCCUCCUUCCCCUGCAGUGUGCCAUUGCCAUUUCCACUGUAAUCACAGUGUGGAUCACAGUCUUCCUACUGCAACUCUCAAGCCUCCCAAACCUCUACUCCCCCACUACCUCUCCCCUCCUUCCCCUGCAGUAUGCCAUUGCUAUGCUCCCCAUCACAGUGUGAAUCACAGUCUCCUCCACCUAACUUCCACCUCUCCCCCUCUCUUGCAAAACCCCCCAUCUCCCCUCCCUCUCCUCCUCUCUUGCAAAACUCCCCACCUCCCCUCCCUCUCCCCCUCUCUUGCAACCCUUCCCCCUGCAGUACGCCAUUGCCAUGCUCCCAAUCACAGUGUGGAUCACGGUCUUCCCAGGGCAACCCACAUGCUAUAUCAAAAUCCACCCCCCCCCCCCCCCCCUCCCCCCCCUCCCCUCUCUUGCAUCCCUCCCCUCCAUCCCCUGCAGUACGCCAUUGCCAUGCUCCCAAUCACAGUGUGGAUCACGGUCUUCCUCUCGCGACUCAACAUGGCCAUAUGA